Messenger RNA from Phytophthora sojae, 3552 nucleotides. RefSeq lists its product as hypothetical. The record is from RefSeq and is a predicted model, not a curated record. Gene Ontology annotation, biological process: chromosome organization. Gene Ontology annotation, molecular function: ATP binding; ATP hydrolysis activity; protein binding. The transcript has 3 exons. Bases 1 to 3552 code for a protein of 1183 amino acids. NCBI's taxonomy places the organism in Eukaryota, Oomycota, Peronosporomycetes, Peronosporales, Peronosporaceae. Gene Ontology annotation, cellular component: chromosome.
AUGCACAUCGAGGAGAUCAUCCUGGACGGCUUCAAGUCGUACGCGACGCGCACGGUGGUGAGCGGGUUCGACCCGCGCUUCAACGCCAUCACGGGGCUCAACGGCAGCGGCAAGUCGAACGUGCUGGACGCCAUCUGCUUCGUGCUGGGCAUCACCAACCUGUCGCAGGUGCGCGCCAACAACCUGCAGGAGCUCGUGUACAAGCAGGGCCAGGCGGGCGUGACCAAGGCCAGCGUGACCAUCGUGUUCAACAACCAGGACGCCAAGGCCUCGCCCGUGGGCUACGAGCAGUACGAGCAGAUCUCGGUGGCGCGCCAGGUCGUGAUCGGCGGCCGCAACAAGUACCUGAUCAACGGCCACACUGCCCAAGUGAGCCAGGUGCAGAACCUCUUCCACUCGGUGCAGCUCAACGUCAACAACCCGCACUUCCUCAUCAUGCAGGGCCGCAUCACCAAGGUGCUCAACAUGAAGCCGCCCGAGAUCCUCGGCAUGAUCGAGGAGGCCGCGGGCACGCGCAUGUACGAGAACAAGAAGCUGGCGGCGCUCAAGACCAUGGCCAAGAAGGAGAAGAAGGUGGACGAGAUCAACAGCAUCCUGGCCAACGAGAUCACCCCCACGCUCGAGAAGCUGCGCGCCGAGAAGACCCACUACCUCAAAUGGGCGGCCAACAACACGGAGAUGGAGCGCCUGCAGCGCUUCUGCGUGGCGCACGACUACCAGAAGGCGCAGGACGCGCUCACCAACACGGCGCAGCACGUCGAGAAGAUGCAGCAGGCCCAGCGCGCCGCCAAGGAGCAGGAGGAGCAGAUCGGGCAGGAGAUUGAGCAGGUCGAGGACGAGAUCGAGGCCCUGCACGAGCAGAGGGAGAAGGAGAUGGGCAAGGAGUUCCAGCAGCUCAAGGAAAACGUCGAGAAGAUCGGCAAGGAGGUUGUCAAGUUCACCACCAAGCUCAAGCACUGCAAGGCGUCCAUCGAGCAGCAGGUCAAGGCGGAAGCGGGCAUGAACGAGCAGCAAGCCGAGACGGAGCAGGCCAUGGCCAAGCUCGCCAAGGACAUCGAGAAGGCCAAGAAGAAGGUGAACCAGGUCGAGGAGACGUACACGGCCAAGGAGACUGAAGCCAACGACUACCAGCGCCAGAUCCAGGCGCUGAAUGCUGGUAUGGAGCAGAGCGGAGACAGCGAUGAGUCCCUGUCUGAGCGCCUUGCGGCCAAGCAGCGGGAACUGCAGGAGAACAACACCGCCAUUAAGCAGAUUAAUCUCAAGCUGAAGCACGCGGAGGAAAGUAUUAAGCACAAGCGUCGCGAGAUCGAGCAGACGCGUCAGAACAACCGCAGCAUGGACGAAGAGCGGAAGCGCAAGAUUGGAGAGUUAGAGCACAUGCAACACAAGGUUGACCAGCUUACUAGCAGAUUUAACCCUGACGAAGAGCGCCAGCUCCAUGACCGUGUUCGUGGACUGCAAGACCGCAUUAUGGACGGCGAGAGGGAGGUGGAUGAGAUCUCGUCGGGGCUGUCGUCCCGCCUGGAUUUCAAGUACACGGACCCGUACCGCAAUUUCGACCGAGAAAGCGUCAUGGGUGUGCUAGCCAACCUGCUGGAGACCAAGCACGAGUGGUCUGCGCUUGCCCUUGAAAUCGCUGCUGGCGGCAAGUUAUACCAGAUUGUGGUGGACAACGAGAAGACUGCGAAGGACAUUCUUAAGUUUGGCCGUCUCAUGAACCGCGUCACAAUCAUUCCGCUUAACCGUAUUUCACGCAAGACGGUUGAUCGUCGUAAGAUGGACAAGGCUCGGCAGGUGGCUGAUCAGCAAGGUGGCAAGGUGUGGGAGGCAAUGGAGUUGAUCCACUUCAAGCCGGACCUGCUGCCAGCGAUGGAGUACGCUUUUGGCUCCUCAAUUAUUUGUGAGACGAGCGAGCUUGCCAAGAACGUCACCUUCCACAGGGACAUCAAGGUCCGAACGGUAACUCUUGAUGGUGAUUCGUACGAUCCAGCUGGUACACUUCAAGGAGGUUCUGCACCCUCCAGCGGCACUCCAAUCCUGCUGAAGCUUCACCAUCUUAUCAACCGCACGAGGGAACUCAGUGACAUGAGACGGGAGCUGCACGAUGCCUCCCGAGCCUUGGAUGCGAUGAAGCAGGAUUCCGGGCACUUUCGUCAGUUAAAACACCAGAUUGAGCUGAAGGAGCACGAGCUUCGUUUGCUUGACGAGCGUAUUGCUGACAGUGUCUUUGCGCAGUUGGAACGCGAUGUUGUUGCAUCAGAAGAGCAAUAUGCUCAGGAUAAAGAACUUCUGAUCACGAAGAAGGAGGCUGUUGUUCAGUUCACCAAGGAAGUGAAGAGUCUGGAUGCGGAUAUCGCCAAUCUCAAGGAAUCGCGUCAGUCGAAGAUUGGCGUCCUGGAGAAGCGCUUUGCAGAGGCGAAGAAGGAAACGCAAAAGAUUGGUGUACAACUCAAAAAUGCCCAGCAGGAGCUGUCCGAGCUGGUUCUAGAGUCAGAGUCGGCUGAACAGGAGCUUGCGGGCAAUAACGAAAGCGUCUCAGGUAUUCAAAAAGAGCUUGCCGCGCUCCGUAAAGAGGAGAAAAAGGUGGAGAACAAGCUCGCUGAGGUCCAGGAGACUUACGAGAAGGCAUCGCAGAAGCUGGAGGAACGUCGGAGCAAUUUGUCGCUGUGCGACCAGCAACUGAAGGAGUUGAGUGCUCGUCAGAGUGCGCUUUCCAAAAAGAAGAGCGACCUCGAGAUCGAACGUAAGAAGGCGGAGCAUAAGAUUUCUCGCAUGGCCAAGGACGAGAGCGACGCCAAGAUGAUGGUGAAGAAGUUGGAGAAGGCACACCCAUGGAUUGAGACUGAGAAGGAAUUCUUCGGCCGCGAGCACACUGACUAUGAUUUCCAGCGACGGGAUCCCUCCAGCGCCAAUCGCCGCCUGCUUGAGCUGAAGGAAACACAGGGUGCGCUGUCCAAGAAGAUCAACAAAAAGGUUAUGGGUAUGAUUGAAAAGGCUGAGCAGGAGUACCAGGGUCUGAUGAAUAAGCGCCACAUUAUCGAGAACGAUAAGGAAAAGAUCACGUCGGUUAUCAAGGAACUCGACGCAAAGAAGAACGAGGCCCUCAAGACUACAUGGGUGAAGGUGAACAAGGACUUCGGCUCCAUUUUUGGUACACUCCUACCUGGAACCCACGCAAAGCUGGACCCGCCAACAAACGGAACCAUCUUGGAUGGCCUCCAAGUGCGUGUGUCCUUCGGUGGCGUGUGGAAAGAUAGUUUGACGGAGCUGAGUGGUGGCCAGCGCUCAUUACUCGCUCUGUCACUCAUUCUGUCGCUGCUGCUAUUCAAGCCUGCGCCGAUGUACAUCCUGGAUGAAGUCGACGCCGCUCUGGAUCUGUCGCACACCCAGAACAUUGGCCAGAUGAUCCGGUCACACUUCUCACACUCGCAGUUCAUUGUUGUGUCGCUCAAGGAGGGAAUGUUCAACAACGCCAAUGUCGUAUUCCGGACCAAGUUCGUCGACGGUGUUUCUACAGUUACUCGCACGGUCCCGAAGUCCCGGGCUCGGUAA